AUGUCAAUCAUCAAAUUAGGCUAUACUAUGCUAAUAGUCGCAUUCCUGUUAAUGAUAUGGGCGUCACUAUCAGGAGCUUUAGAAUUACACGUAGAUACGGGACACCCACCAUGCUUAUUCCAAGCCCUUUGCACCUGCUCCAAGCCCGCUGGGGACCUGGGAAUUGUGACCUGUAAUUACGUACCGAUCCUGAAAGUCCCGUCCGCUGUGAAUAACUCCAAGGUCUUCACACUGCAGCUCACUGGGAAUAGGAUCAAGGAUCUGGAGCCCCAGUUCUUUCAAGCAACAGGGCUUUAUCGAUUGGCGAUAAAUGAAAAUCCACUAGAGUCGAUUCACGAAGAAGCUUUCUAUGGUCUGGACAACACAUUAUGGGAACUGGAACUGAAGCAGGACAGAUUGGCGGCAGUGCCGAGCCGAGCGCUGAGGUAUCUGCAGAAGCUUCGCUUGCUGGACCUCUCGGGCAAUGAAAUAACCGAUAUCUCUGGAGAUAACUGGCGUGGCUUAGAGAACACACUGCACACGUUGAUAUUGUCUGACAAUUCCAUCUCGACUAUACCACUUGACGCGUUUUCUGGUCUUCCAAUGCUGGACACCCUGGACUUGAGGGGCAACCAUCUAUCUGUUAUUGAUAGUGGUGUCUUCCGUGAUGGAAUGCAUCGAUUGAAUAAGCUCCUUCUAGGCAACAACCAACUGACUCUGAUUCCGUACGAGGAACUGUCACCGCUGCGUCAGCUUCGUUACUUGGAUCUUUCUAAGAAUUUGAUAAAGCAAGUUCCGCCCGCCCAUGAGCUGAACGGCAUUACUUUAUCUCUUGAUACUUUGAGACUGGACAAUAACAUCAUCAGAAUACUUCUGCCGGGUUCGUUUAAAUACUUCAACGUGUUGAAUACGACAUCCCUGGACGGGAAUCCAAUAUAUACUAUAAGAGAAGACGCAUUCCGCAAUGCUAAAAUUCGUUCUCUCUCCUUACGGGACUGCGGGGUGACAGAGUUAUCACCUGCAUCCUUCGCUGGAUUGGAAAACACACUGCAGAACUUGGACUUAUCGGAAAACAACCUCACAAUGAUCUCAAAAUUCAUGCUGAACAAAUUGGACUCACUGAGAUUCCUUAAUCUAAGGGAGAAUAAGGUGGACACCAACCUCCUAUCGACCGGCAACCCCUCAGACUUCUCAGUGACAUCAGUGAAUAACUUUCAAUACAAACUCUUCUAUUUGGACAUAAGUGGAUCGUCGCCAAUUGAAAUGAGCCUGCAGGAUAUACGAAGAAUGCGCUCUCUCCGAUACCUAGCAGUGAGUAAGCUUAUCCGUCGCAGCAUCAGUUCAGAAGACUUCAUCGAAUAUGGUUUAGAGCUGGAAGACCUUAAAAUAUUCGGAAGCACAAUCACGAAAAUUGAGGCCAGUGCUUUCCAGCACGUUAGGACGAUCAAAACCCUGGACUUAUCUGAAAACGAAAUCGACUUUAUCGACCCAUUUGCUUUUGCAGAGCUACACAGCCUUACAACCUUGAAAAUAGCGAACGGAUUAGCAGAUUCCGUAAAAAUUCUACCUUUUGAGCCACUUAAAGCGCUAAACGAGUUGCAGCAUUUGGACUUGAGUAAUAACAAACUGAAAAAUGUUCCCGACACAUCCUUCCAUUUUCUUUACAACGUAAGGACACUGAAUCUUCAAGACAACCUUAUCGAACAAUUUUCUAAGGGAACUUUGCAGGGUGACAUCCACCGACAAUUACAAGGCAUAUACCUAUCAUUUAACAAAAUGACGAAAAUCGUUCAGCACACUUUCGUAGAUCUUAGAGAACUUCAGGAGAUACAAAUCGAAGACAACUUAAUAGAUACAAUUGAAAGACGAGCAUUUAUGAGCGUUGAUAACUUGAAGGUGAUCAGGCUCCAGGGUAACAGGCUUAGAGAUAUUAGCGAAGAAGCCUUCCAAAAUCUACCUGCUUUGAAAGAGUUAGACAUAUCUUUCAACCGCCUAGAAAUGUUUAAGUUCUCGAUAUUCGAUCAAGUCGGUUCUGCAACUGCCCUUAAAGUGAACGCAUCCUUCAACCAAAUAGUGUCGCUGACUGAUUCCAAUGCACGAUUCGGCUUCGGUUCAUCCAACUUCUACCCACCUCCUAAACCGCAAAGUCUCGGAACAGUAUCAGUUAAUAUAAGAGUAUUGGACUUCUCUCACAACAAUAUCUCCUACAUUGCUCCUUAUUACUUUAGGCAUGCUGACCUAACGUUAUCUGAAUUGCAUCUGUCACAUAACCAAAUAAAAAAUAUUACAAGGGAAGUGUUUGGAUCUAUGCUAAUGUUACAAUACCUUGAUUUGUCUCAUAACCAAAUAUUCCAUAUGGAAUACGAUUGUUUUAAAAAAGUCAAGAAUUUACAGAUUUUGAAUCUAUCACAUAACCAUUUGACUGAACUUCCGGUUGAAGUAUUCCACGAUAUGCAAAUGUUGACCUCAGUUGAUCUUUCCCAUAAUCGAAUUCGGAAUCUGGCUGACAAUCUCAUUUUGUCAGCGAAUUUAGAAAGGUUGGACUUAUCAAACAAUGACUUAUCAAGGAUGCCAACGAACGCAUUAUCACCAGGUGCCGCUUCAAAUCUUGUGGAACUAGAUCUUAGCAGCAACACGGUACCUGCUGUAGCCAUUCCCGACUUGGUCCAACGAUUUAGGAACUCCGAGGCCGGCGAGUUUUGGCCCGAGGAAAACGACUACAACGAUGAUUACAUGUACCACACCGCUAGGCGAGACCAAUCCAGAGUCUUCCACCAUAAAAAGCAAUAUCCGCAGAACAUAUUCUACAAGUCUUUGGCAUGGUUAGAUCUAUCCAAUAAUCAUUUGGUAAGAAUUGAGAGUGGCGCGUUCGGCGCGUUACCAAAACUUCGUUGGUUGGAUCUGAGCAACAACUUGCCGUUUAACGGUGAUCGGAGUGGAAACAUUUUCAAAGGACUGGAGAGGAAAUUGUCUUAUUUGGGACUAAAGAAUGUCAGCUUGCAAGUUAUACCAUCACUUCCACUUCCGAAGUUGAAAACUCUGGACCUAUCGUACAACAAUCUGCACUCAAUCCCAACAGACACAACUGCCAAUUUGACGCGUCUAAGAGCACUCGACUUAUCAUACAACGACCUAACUAAAGUGCCCGUGGCAACGCAUUCGCUAAGCGAUCUUCGCUGGUUAUCAUUAUCGGGCAACCCAAUCACAGCCCUCAUGAACACCAGUUUGUAUGGACUAUCACCACGGCUGGAAUACCUUGAUGUUACCAGACUUCGUCUAAGUAUUUUAGAGUAUGGCGUCUUUAGCAAAAUGUAUGGAUUGAGAACUCUAAAGAUUUCUGUGAACGGAAACGUGAGGGACUUCAGUAUCCCUAAAAUGACCUCACAGAACGCCGCGUUAGAGAAUUUGUUCUUGUCAGUCGAAAACUCACAAAUCGAUUUAGGAAACGAGAUGAAAGGCGAGCUGCCAUGCAAACUGGAUAACAUUACACUAACUGGCCGAGAGUUGAAGUUCCUCUCACAGAACCUUCUUAAUGGCGCAUGCUCCAGAGAGAUGAGGCUAACAAUUUUCAACACCAGCAUUGAGGAUAUAUCGUCUGAAGUAUUCUGGAGGCAUGGUCGUAUCAAGAACUUGUCUUUGGACCUACGGAACAAUCAGCUGAAGAGAUUACCAAACCCAGCUCGGAAGGAGUGGCCUGGAGUUCCUAACGACCUCUUUCUCGAUGACAUCCUUGUGGCCAGCAAUCCUCUUGUCUGUGAUUGUGGAAUAGGCUGGAUACAAGCUUGGGAUCGCAAACGACGCCAGUAUCUUUGUGACAAUCCAUCUAGUUGCGACGCAUUAGACGACGUAAGACUCGCUACUUGUCCCUCCUAUCAGAACAGAACAUUGAGUGAUAUAAUUUCUAAAGAGCUGGACUGCAGCUGGAGCAAGGGGUACAGCAUUGUGUCAAACAUCAUGACUGUUCUCGGUGUGGUCGUCGCCUUCUUUGUCAUUUGA
Messenger RNA from Pieris macdunnoughi, 3975 nucleotides. NCBI's taxonomy places the organism in Eukaryota, Metazoa, Arthropoda, Insecta, Lepidoptera, Pieridae. The record is from the annotation of a GenBank genome assembly.